This is a messenger RNA of Alternaria burnsii, 978 nucleotides long. RefSeq lists its product as uncharacterized. The transcript has 3 exons. NCBI's taxonomy places the organism in Eukaryota, Fungi, Ascomycota, Dothideomycetes, Pleosporales, Pleosporaceae. Bases 1 to 978 code for a protein of 325 amino acids. The record is from RefSeq and is a predicted model, not a curated record.
AUGUGGACGUCUAACGAUCAAAAGUCACUGCUCUUUACAAUAUCGGGACUUCUGACCACAGCGCUUGUCGAUGCCCAGAAUUCCUCCUGCCGAGGCAAUUUCCGGGAAUUCAGAAGCGUGAACUCGACCGGCCAGCACGGAUUCACUUGGAACUCCUCCUACGCUGGUGAAGAGUCGUGGUAUGUCUCUGUCCUCAUUGGAUCUCGAGAAACCGAAUGGAAUGAUGGGAGCGACGUCGACGCAACUGCUUACAUCUCCGCUCCUGGAAACGUGCGCAAUGGCACAGGAUACUGCAGCUACCAAUACAACAACAUCAAUGCAACGUUGGAGUCAGGAGGAGAGACCAGCUGUAGCGGUGUGAUCAGCUCGGUCUGCAUAGACCAUCUGACCAAUGCACUAAGCGAUGUAGCCUACUACUGUCCUAGCUCCGACACUGGGUCCACAUCAGAAGCGUUCAACAAGGCGUGUCCAAUGUUGAGAGGCGGUUCACACAACACCAAGUUCGUCGACGUGGCAAAUAACACGUGUGCCUACACCGACAUGCCCGAGGUGAAUAUCCCCGACAAUUACAGCACGUUCGGAACAAUCGUAGGCCUCCAAGCAUCCGAUACGAUCGCCAAAUCCCUUGGUGCAAUAGUGCAUAAGGGCGAUCUUACGGAUAUAAAAUCUAUAGAAGCAUCCCUCGAAGGCACCGAGGCUCUCUUCUUCGCUAUUCCCGCCCAUCCACGCAACGAAAUCUUAUUUGCGAAGAACGUCCUGGCAGCCGCUUCGAACUCGAAUGUACGGAAUAUCGUGUGCUCCAGUGUAGCUCGCGCCGGAAAGCAUGAGAGUUUCCCUGGCUGGGAUGCGGACAGCUAUCCACUAGGAUGGUACUGGAUGAACAAGCAGACAAUAGAAGGGUUAGUGAGAACGUCCGAUUUCACUUGUUGGACCAUUCUACGCCCUGCUUUCUUCGUUCAGAACUUCUGCCGCCCUUAA